This is a messenger RNA of Asparagus officinalis (garden asparagus), 1886 nucleotides long. RefSeq names its product flap endonuclease GEN-like 1. The transcript has 8 exons. Gene Ontology annotation, molecular function: 5'-flap endonuclease activity. Bases 41 to 1693 code for a protein of 550 amino acids. The record is from RefSeq and is a predicted model, not a curated record. Lineage: Eukaryota; Viridiplantae; Streptophyta; Magnoliopsida; Asparagales; Asparagaceae. Gene Ontology annotation, biological process: pollen development.
GCACGCACAUUGCUUCCGUACAGUCGCCCUCUUCGCCAAGAUGGGAGCGUACCCUGUGUUUGUUUUGGAUGGGGAUCCGUCCCCGCUGAAGAAGCAAGCGAGGGUGGAGAGGUUCUUGCGGGGAUCGGGCGUGGAUUCCUCUGCGGUCGCGGCUGAGGAGGGAGAGGAGACAACAAGCAAGAACAGGAACGGAUUGUUUGCUCGUUACGUUCAUGAGUGUGUAGAAUUGCUUGAACUCCUUGGGAUGCCUGUUUUAAAAGCUAAUUCUGAGGCCGAAGCGCUUUGUGCACAAUUAAACAGUGAAGGGCAUGUAGAUGCUUGUAUCACUGCUGAUAGUGAUGCAUUCCUAUUUGGCGCCAGUUGUGUCAUAAAAAGCUUCAAGUCGAACUCUAAGGAGCCAUUUGAGUGCUACUAUAUGUCUGAUGUAGAAGCUGGUGUUGGAUUAGGGAGAAAACAAAUGGUCGCCAUUGCUCUACUUGUUGGUAGUGACCAUGAUUUGGGUGGUGUGUCUGGCUUUGGAGUUGAUAAUGCUGUUCGCUUUGUACAAUUGUUUACCGAGGAGGAAAUCUUGGAUAGGUUAUCUGAAAUUGGCAAAGGGGUUUUCCCUGUGCUUCAGGACACCAUAAAAUCUAGGAUGGAUCUCCAAAUACCCAGUUUGCAUAACAACUUGACAACUCCAAGAUUUCCACACUGUUCACAUUGUGGUCACCCAGGCAGCAAGAGUGCUCAUUUGAAGUCUGCUUGUGAAUAUUGUGUUGUGGAUGGUUCAAAAAACUGCAUUGAGAAGCCAACAGAUUUCAAAUGCAAAUGCCCCAACUGCAACAUGGAUCGUGUAUUCAAGGAACAAAAGAAACAAGAAAAUUGGCAAAUAAAAGUAUGCAAAAAGAUUGCUGAAGAACACAAUUUUCCCAACAGGGAGAUAAUUGAUAUGUAUUUAUGUGGCAACCAUGGAAAUCAUAGUGAAAACAGUGACACCGCCAUCAGGUGGAAUAAACCUAAUCUGGACAAUCUAGCUGACUUUCUAGUUUACCACCAACAUUGGGAGCCUUCUUAUAUCCGUCAAAGAGUACUUCCGAUGUUGUCUACUAUUUACCUAAGAGAAAUUGCCUCAAGUCCAAACAAGAGCUUGCUGCUACAUGAACAGUAUGAGUUUCACUCGAUUUUGCGGGUAAAGAUAAGAUAUGGGCAUCCUUAUUUUUUGGUAAAAUGGAAGAGAGCUGGUCCUGAUUCAAAUAUUGGUAUUGACGAUAGCUCCAAUGAGCAAUCAGGGACUGAGGAAAGUGCGCAAACGGUAGUCAGAGAGUCUACUGAUUUGCUGGAUGAGCCAGAGAUUCCACAGAUUCUCAUUGAUGAUGGAUGCUGGUAUUUAUUGACUGAUGAAAAUAUGGAGCUUGUACAGGCUGCUUUUCCGAAACUAGUUGAGAGGUUUUUGGAGGAAAAGAGAAUAAAAGAAUUGAAAUCAAAACAGAGGAAAGUGAGCAUGACUGAACCUGUUGAUGGUGAAUCUAAUGCUGUCCAGCUUAGCAUCACCCAAUUUUAUCGUUCCGCCAAAUCAUCGACUCAACUAAAGCUUGGCGACAAUGCAGAAAAAAGUUCAGUUAUUGAGGGGCAGCCAAAGAAGAACAGAAAGACAUCCACUGAUUUAGAUCAUACGUUACCUAAAUCUGUGAGGCGUCGGCUUCUUUUUGAUUAGCUUCAUGUAUAUAUUUUUCAUCUGUUUUGGUUUUUAAUGUUCAUGGGCAGCUUCUGCAUCUCUCUCUGUAAAUUAAAGCGGUAUUUAGGGCCUAAAUUAGCUUGUAAAUAUGUUUUUUCCCUUCCUGGGAAUGAAAUGUACGUGAUACUGGUUUUUUGUUCAACUGUUUACCAGUUUUUGAUGUUUUUACCUA